This is a messenger RNA of Eublepharis macularius, 1521 nucleotides long. RefSeq names its product potassium voltage-gated channel modifier subfamily V member 1 (gene KCNV1). Gene Ontology annotation, cellular component: voltage-gated potassium channel complex; membrane. Gene Ontology annotation, biological process: potassium ion transmembrane transport; protein homooligomerization. The record is from RefSeq and is a predicted model, not a curated record. Gene Ontology annotation, molecular function: protein binding; voltage-gated potassium channel activity. Bases 1 to 1521 code for a protein of 506 amino acids. NCBI's taxonomy places the organism in Eukaryota, Metazoa, Chordata, Lepidosauria, Squamata, Eublepharidae. The transcript is spliced from 3 exons.
AUGAAGUCUCCUCCAUGCUGUCUGUCUCUCUCUUCCGGGGCAUCUGCAGAGGACCUGGACCACAGCACAUCCUUGGGCUCUUUGGAGUCCAGCGUCUUCUGUAGCGAGGAGGAGGCGACAUCCUUGCUGCAGCAAGUGACCCCGGCCUUGGACUGUAUCACCAUCAACGUAGGAGGAGCCCGCUUUGUGCUGUCCCAGCAAAAGCUGUGCUGCUACCCAGACACUCGUCUCGGCAAACUGGCAGUGGUGGUAUCAGCCACACGGGGUGCCGCCUCCAGCCUCCUGGAUCUUUGCGAUGAUGCCAACCUGGUGGAGAAUGAAUAUUUCUUCGAUCGGAGUUCUCAGGCGUUCCGUUACAUCCACAAUUAUUAUCAGACUGGUCGGCUGCACGUCAUGGAUCAGCUGUGUGCGCUUUCAUUUCUUCAGGAGAUCCAGUACUGGGGGCUGGAUGAGCUCAGCAUUGACGCUUGUUGCCGGGACAGGUACUUCAGGCGGAAGGAGUUGAGCGAAGUCUUAGAUAUCAAGAAAGAUGCUGAAGAACUAGAUGCCCAAGACGAGGAAGAGGACUUCUCUGGGAGCCUGUGUGCUGGUGUCAGGCAGAAGCUUUGGGAGGUGAUGGAAAAACCUGGUUCCUCUGUAGCUGCCCGGACUUUUGGCACCAUCUCCAUGGCCUUUGUGAUCAUUUCUAUCGCCAACAUGGCUCUGAUCUCAGUGGAACUGAGCUGGCUGCCAUCACAGCUCCUAGACAUCCUGGAGUAUGUGUGCAUUACCUGGUUCACAGGGGAGUUCGUCUUGCGCUUCAUGUGUGCAUGGAACAGGUGCCACUUCAUGAGGAAUGUAGCAAACAUCAUAGACCUUCUGGCCAUUUUACCCUUCUACAUCACGCUGCUGGUGGAGAGCUUGCGUGGUGGAGGGAGCUCCCAGGAACUGGAAAACAUGGGGCGCAUUGUGCAGGUGCUAAGGCUGCUGAGAGCUCUCCGCAUGUUGAAGUUGGGCAGGCAUUCCACAGGUUUGCGAUCUCUAGGGAUGACCAUCGCGCAGUGCUACGAAGAAGUUGGCAUGCUUCUGCUUUUCCUGUCUGUAGGGAUCUCUAUCUUUUCCACCAUGGAGUAUUUUGUUGAGCAAGGUGUCCAGGGCACAACAUUCACAAGCGUACCCUGUGCUUGGUGGUGGGCAACAACUUCCAUGACAACUGUUGGUUAUGGAGACAUCAGACCAGACACAGUGAUUGGCAAGAUAGUGGCGUUUGUAUGUAUACUGUCAGGAAUAUUGGUCUUGGCGUUGCCCAUAGCCAUCAUCAAUGACCGCUUUUCCGCCUGCUACUUUACUCUGAGGAUCAAGGAAGCUGCUCUCCGCCAACGCGAAGCCUUGAAGAAGCUGACAAAGAACAUGUCCAGCGACUCCACUAUCAACAUUAAUUUACGAGACAUAUAUGCACGGAGCGUCAUGGACUUGUUGAGACUCAAAAGCCGAGACAGAACGAGUACUAGGAGCAGUGGUGGAGAUGAGUUUUGGUUUUAA